This is a messenger RNA of Quercus lobata, 3743 nucleotides long. Its product is annotated as vacuolar protein sorting-associated protein 54, chloroplastic-like. The record is from RefSeq and is a predicted model, not a curated record. The transcript is spliced from 18 exons. Lineage: Eukaryota; Viridiplantae; Streptophyta; Magnoliopsida; Fagales; Fagaceae. Gene Ontology annotation, molecular function: syntaxin binding. Gene Ontology annotation, cellular component: GARP complex. Gene Ontology annotation, biological process: Golgi to vacuole transport; retrograde transport, endosome to Golgi. The coding region runs from base 277 to 3276 and encodes 999 amino acids.
ACUGUGCAAAAUAAAAUACCAGAUGGAUCCACCCAUCAUCCACUUCCGUCCCAAACGAAACGACCCCUGAAACAAAUAAAAUAAAAAAUUCAUCACAAUUUCUAUUAGAUCCACAUCUACUCAAACUCAUACUCCUAAUCCAGAUGCUCAUCACACACUAAAAAAUCGAUCGCAUUCCUUUAAACAACUUCAAAUCUCUCUCUCUCUCUCUCUCUCUCUCUACCUCUCACACUGUAAAAUGCUCAUUCUAACAAGAUCUUGAAGAAGAAGAAGAUCAUGGAGUCGCAGCCUUCCCGUCAAUCGGGAAGGUACACAUUCGAAGAAGCAAUCUCCAGAGAAUCUCCCACCGCGUUAACCAAAUCAAAUUCCGAUGCUGCCGCAGCUGCCAGUAGCCAGAGCUUAUCGUCGAUCCUCAACAACCCGCACGUCGCCAAAUCUGAUUGGUGGUGGUAUUCUUCUUCGUCCUCGUCUCUCGCUCCUCCCGAAUUCGCGCCUCUAAUCUCCAAGGCCUCUUCGGAGCUCACCCGAUCCGAUUUCUCCACCUACUUCAGCUCAAUCUCCGAUACCUACAACCGGUUCGAGGACAUUCGGAACCACUCCACCAAGGAUUUGGAGUCCUCGGCUUCGGACUCUCAAGGCCACGGCGGCGAAGCGCUCGUCGCGUGCUUGCGCGAGGUUCCGGCGCUUUACUUCAAGGAGGAUUUCGCGUUGGAGGACGGCGCGACGUUCCGGGCGGCGUGUCCGUUCUCGACGGCGGCCGAAAACCUGGUCCUGCAGGAGAAGCUUACGCAGUAUUUGGACGUGGUAGAGUUGCACUUGGUGAAGGAGAUUUCCUUGCGGUCCAACUCGUUCUUCGAGGCGCAGAGGCAGCUGCAAGACUUGAAUGUCGAGAUCGUUGAAGGAUGCUCGAGGAUCCGGGAGUUGAAGGAGACGAUUCGGCUUUUGGAUGUGGAUCUGGUCGAUUCGGCUCGACAAGUUCAGCACUUGAAUGCUACUAGGACUAACUUGUUGGCUCUUCACCAUAAAUUCAAUCUCAUUUUAUACGUCAAACAGUCUCUCUCAGCUCUCAAAUUGCUUGUUGCAUCUGGAGAUUGUGCUGGAGCAUUGGACAUCACUGAUGAUUUGCAGAAUCUGGUGGAUGGGGAUGAGCUUACAGGUUUACACUGUUUUCGUCACCUUCGAGAUAAUGUAGCAGCUUCAAUUGAGUCCAUUAACAGCAUUCUUUCAGCAGAAUUUAUGCGUGCUGCAAUACAAGAUUCUGGAAAUUCAGAUGUAGUAAUUUUGUCACAAGUGAAAGCAAGGGCUUCCAUUCCAACUAAUGGAAAAGAUGAUGAUCAGGUUAACUUGGAUGAGGAAGAGACCACUAAUUUUCGAGAUUGUCUUCUUCCAAUCAUAAUUGGAUUGCUCAGAACUGCUCAGCUUCCCUCUGUGUUGAGGAUAUACCGAGACACGCUUACUGCUGAUAUGAAAAAUGCUAUUAAGAAUGCAGUCGCAGAGCUGCUUCCUGUCCUUCUUGCCAGGUCAGAGUCAGAGUUCUCCCCUGGAGAGCGAACAGUUGAUGCAGAUGGUGGAGGUGCAUCACUUGCAAGCAAGUUGAGGAGCCUGUCAUCUGAAAGCUUUGUUCAACUUUUGAGUGCUAUUUUCAAGAUUGUACGGGCACAUGUAGUGCGGGCGGCUGAAGUGAAAAAGGCGAUUGAGUGGAUCAUGAAGAACCUUGAUGGUCACUACGCUGCUGAAUCAGUUGCUACUGCAAUUGCACUUGGUGCUGCAGCUGCAGAAACAACUGAGGACCAUGAUGAUCAAGGUGGUUCGCUUCUGCCAUUUUCAUCUCAGAGAGCUGCCAGGUUUUCUUCAUUUCAGGGAAAAGCAAAUGAUGCCAUAAGUCCCUCAAAUAUGUCAAUAAAUUUCAGCACUGAUGUAUUGCGAGAAAACACAGAAGCUGUUGUUGCAGCUUGUGAUGCUGCUCACGGAAGAUGGGCUAAGCUCCUAGGGGUCCGUGCUCUUCUUCAUCCUAGGUUGAGAUUGCAGGAGUUUUUAUGCAUAUACAACAUCACACAGGAGUUUAUAACUGCUACAGAAAAGAUUGGUGGAAGGAGGGGAUUCAGCAUACGGGGAACACUGAACUCUCAGGCCAAAGCCUUUCUUGACUUCCAGCAUGACUCUCGAAUGGCAAAAAUAAGGGCGGUGCUUGACCAAGAAACGUGGGUGGAAGUAGAUGUUCCUGAUGAAUUUCAGGCCAUCGUCAUUUCACUUUGUAGUUCUGAAGCAUUGAUUUCUGAGAACCUUGAUCAUGUUCAAAAUAAUGUGGAAACAAACCAUGGUGAAGUGAUUGCAUUCAAUGAUGGCUCUCUUGUAGAAGAUACUGCACAAGGGAAGCCUACUCCCUUGGCUGAGGCUGCUGAUAAAAAUAAAGCUUCUUUGGCUCAUAGUAACGAUAGUAAAAUGAAGGAGCAUGGAAAAUCUACAUCUCAAACCCUUUCGUACAAAGGUGUUGGUUAUCACAUGGUAAACUGUGGCUUAAUAUUACUGAAGAUGUUGUCAGAGUACAUUGAUAUGGGCAACUUUUUGCCAUUACGGUCUUCAGAAGUUGUUCAACGAGUUGUCGAAAUUCUUAAAUUUUUCAAUACAAGGACUUGUCAGCUUGUUCUUGGUGCUGGUGCUAUGCAGGUGUCUGGUUUGAAGUCUAUCACUUCUAAACACUUGGCCCUGGCAAGUCAAGUGAUCAGUUUUAUAUAUGCUAUUAUCCCUGAUAUCAGGAGAAUUCUUUUUCUGAAAGUACCUGAGACACAAAAAGAAUUAUUGCUGUCGGAGAUUGACCGAGUGGCUCAAGAUUUUAAGGUUCACCGAGAUGAAAUACAUACAAAGCUUGUUCAGAUAAUGAGAGAAAGGUUAUUAGUUCAUGUGCGUGGCUUGCCCCAAAUUGUUGAGGGCUGGAAUAGACCUGAAGAUGCUGAUGCACAGCCCAGUCAGUUUGCUCGUUCCCUUACCAAGGAAAUUGGAUUCCUUCAACGCGUUUUAUCUCGGAUUUUACAUGAUGUAGAUGUUCAAGAAAUUUUCAGGCAAGUGGUUAUUAUUGUUCAUUCACAAGUUUCAGAAGCAUUUUCACGCUUAGAGAUCAGCACUCCACAAGCAAAGGAUAGGCUGUAUCGAGAUGUUAAGCACAUUCUUGGAUGUAUCCGAUCAUUGCCUUCUGAUGAUUUGAGUAGAUCUAGUACUCCAAACUGGGGGCAAUUAGAUGAAUUCUUGGAGCAAAGAUUCGGGACCAAAGCUGGUUAAUAGAUUUUAUUGUAAAGUAGGAAAUUGAUUACUUCUCUGGUGAAGGCUACCAGAUUUCAGUGAAGCUUUUGAGGAUGUCGGAACCAAUUAUACGACUUCGUGUUUGCCUUGUACAAUUUUGAGGUAAUAAGGUUUCAAUUGCUUUAAGGUAGAUGUAUAAAACAGUCACAUUCAAAUGUUGCGGCAAGAAGGGACUUGUAAGCAGAAUUUUUGUACCAGUCACACUUGAUAUACAGUUUGUAAUGAUAGCACCAUGAUGUUUUGUUCCCCUGAUUGUAGUUUUGGGUUUAGAUGGAACAUAUUGAUUUGUUUGAGUUAGUGAACAAGAUAUUGGCGUUGCCUCUUUUCUGUUCCAGGGGUUGAGUUAUAUCUUUGUAACUUUACGUGCUUAGCUUACAAAUGCGUUCUCAAAUCUUUGAUUAGAUUUUUCCCUUCUCCCAUUUAAUACAUCUAUAUGUUAUCUAGUC